Lampris incognitus (smalleye Pacific opah) is the source of this 2830-nucleotide messenger RNA. RefSeq names its product Meis homeobox 1 b (gene meis1b). Gene Ontology annotation, biological process: embryonic pattern specification; brain development; angiogenesis. The coding region runs from base 636 to 1802 and encodes 388 amino acids. Gene Ontology annotation, molecular function: RNA polymerase II cis-regulatory region sequence-specific DNA binding; DNA-binding transcription activator activity, RNA polymerase II-specific. NCBI's taxonomy places the organism in Eukaryota, Metazoa, Chordata, Actinopteri, Lampriformes, Lampridae. The record is from RefSeq and is a predicted model, not a curated record. The transcript has 13 exons.
CUCCUCAGUCGCGAUCAACACACAUCCAUUGCACACGAACGGGCAGACGGCUCGCCUCGCACACAGCAUCGAUCGUGGCUCCUUUAAGAAAGACUAAGCCAGAAUUAUCACCCCACCUCCUCUUGAUCUCCUGUAGACGCUUUUGCAUAAAAAAUCAACUCGGGAGCCGAGAGUGAUCAAAGAAACGAGGAGAGCUUUGUAUUUACUGUGAUUUGACUGUUAACAUUAGGUGUGCGAUCCCGCGGAGGCGCGCGUCGGACCAUCAUUCAUUCGCUACUCUGACAAGCCUCGCGUUUGAUUGACAGGCGGAGUGGCAAAAAGCCAUGAGAGUCGCUAGUUUUGUCUGACGGGUAUUUUUUUUUAACAUUUUUUUUUUCAUCCUGGUUUGGUAAAGGAGACUGGUGCUCGCCCCGCCGCCGCUAUCCCGAGGAUAGCAGAGGAGCCUGUACUCGCCGUGCCUGGGCUAAACUUGAGCAGAAAGGGGGCUGGCUUCACCCUUCCCCGGGAAGACAUAGAGGGAUUUUGUUGAGAGAUCUCCCAUUUGGAAUUUGCGUGUUCGCUUCUUCUUCUUCUUCACCCUGGCCUCAGAGGGGAUAUAUCUAAACUGAAAGGAAGACGAGGGAGUAAGGAGGGUUAUGGCGCAACGGUACGAAGAUUUGCCCCACUACGGGAUGGACGGGGUGGGAAUCCCGACCACCAUGUACGGAGACCCGCACGGUGCCAGGUCCAUGCAGGCGGUCCACCUGAACCACGGGCCCCAGUUGCACUCCCACCAGUACCCGCACACAGCCCACACCAACACCAUGCCGCCGAGCAUGGGCUCGUCAGUAAACGACGCUCUCAAGAGAGAUAAAGACGCGAUAUACGGGCACCCCCUGUUCCCUCUGCUUGCACUGAUUUUUGAGAAAUGUGAAUUAGCAACUUGCACGCCCAGAGAGCCCGGGGUGGCGGGAGGAGAUGUUUGUUCAUCGGAAUCGUUCAAUGAAGACAUAGCAGUGUUUGCAAAACAGAUUCGGGCAGAAAAGCCUUUAUUCUCAUCGAAUCCAGAGCUGGAUAAUCUGAUGAUUCAAGCCAUUCAAGUUUUACGAUUUCAUCUUCUGGAGCUGGAAAAGGUACACGAACUCUGUGAUAAUUUCUGUCACCGGUACAUCAGCUGCUUGAAAGGCAAGAUGCCCAUCGACUUGGUCAUAGACGACAGGGAGGGCGGAUCAAAAUCAGACAGCGAGGAAAUCACAAGAUCAUCGGGGCCUCUUGAUCAGACUUCCUGGAACAGGGAUCAUGAUGACACGGCGUCAACGCGCUCCGGUGGCACACCGGGACCGUCCAGUGGCGGGCACACGUCACACAGCGGUGAUAACAGCAGCGAACAGGGUGAUGGCCUGGAUAACAGUGUGGCUUCGCCCAGCACGGGGGAUGACGAUGACCCUGAUAAAGAGAAGAAGCGCAACAAGAAGAGGGGGAUCUUUCCCAAGGUGGCCACCAACAUCAUGAGAGCAUGGCUCUUCCAGCACCUUACACAUCCUUACCCAUCAGAAGAACAGAAGAAACAAUUGGCUCAAGACACAGGCCUCACCAUCCUACAAGUGAACAACUGGUUCAUCAAUGCAAGGAGGAGAAUAGUCCAGCCUAUGAUCGAUCAGUCGAACCGUGCAGUAAGUCAAGGCGCUCCCUACAACCCAGAUGGCCAGCCGAUGGGGGGCUUCGUUAUGGAUGGUCAGCAGCACAUGGGAAUCAGACCACCUGGCCCUAUGGGGGGAAUGGGCAUGAACAUGGGCAUGGAAGGACAGUGGCACUACAUGUAGCCCUUCCCUAGUCUGACCAAUCGCAACGCCAAGGGGGAUGACUGCAGAGUAUACUAAGGGGAUGACCUGUCUCACAGAGGCCUACUGAACACAGGGGCGGGACUUCCUGACUACGACAACCAACUUCCCGCCCUUUGUCCUCAACUUAGACCCAGGAACAUUUAACUCUGAUUCGGCUUAAACCAGCACCGUGAAGACCCCAAACGUGUGCCUACAGCGCCUGUUUCCUUUUCCACAGAGGAAGAUCAGGCCUCAUCAGACCAAGAUGCCUGCUCAACGCCUGUCCCUGUGAAUGGCCAAACUCUUCUUUUUCUCUCCCCCGGUCCCGGUGGGCGGCCGUUAAGACCUCCCUGCCUUCUGCAAGCUUCAAACGGAUUCCCCCCCGUCAGCCAUGAUUGCGAUUAAGAGCAACGACUAUACACGAACGAUGCGUUGGGUCGAUCACCCAACGUUCGGUGAACGCGGCACCUGGUAACAUGUAAAGGACUCCUUGACAAAUAUAAGAGACUUUCUUUUAAGGGAGCUCUUCUCCUUGGAACGAUGGAAUUGGACCAAGGAGAAGCCAAGAUGUCUGUAUUUGAUGGGACGCUGGUAAAGUAGAAGAGGUGCCCUUUAAAAAAAGAAUAUAAUGGAUUGAAGCAAGGAAGGAGAGAGAGAGAAAGAGAGAGAGAGAGAGAGAGAAAGAAUAAAAGAUUGAGAGUAUAACUAUAUCAACUUCUAGCGUGGGAGGUGAUUUGAGGAGGAAAAAAAUACUGUAUACUGUUGUAAAAUUGCGCUGGACUCUCACGAGAACUGGGAAUUUAAGUAUUGUAAAUGCUAUUGUAAUGUUCUGCAUAUUAUGUUGUUUCUAAUAGAUUUUUUAAAAAAGGAUGUGAACUUUUUUCUCUCUUUUUUUCUGGUUUCUUUCCACACUAUGUGUGUGCCAUUUCUCCAUAAACUUUGACCUUCUAUACCCCCCACCCCCUCCUCCAUUGACUCACCUUGCGUUUUCAAAAGGAUAAAAAAAAAUAUGUGAAUAAACAGAUAAU